Messenger RNA from Symbiodinium necroappetens, 969 nucleotides. NCBI's taxonomy places the organism in Eukaryota, Dinophyceae, Suessiales, Symbiodiniaceae. The record is from the annotation of a GenBank genome assembly.
AUGGCGGUUCUCGUCGGCAGCUUCCCCACAUGGUAUCUGGCUUUGCGCCGAAGCUCGUCUGGCCAGGCACAGCUUCUUUUCUAUCACAGCCGCAUCACCUUGGCUUCGCAUCUGAGCGCAGAGGACAGCGUGAUCGCAUCGAACCCUGUUAACUGGGACAACAGCCGACAAGCUUGGCGCCACGUGUCUGUGGUGGUCACCCCAAAUCUGGCAUCGACGCACAAUGUCUUCUUUUUCGUCGAUGGGGAGCUGGCAUCCUCAGGGUACCGUGUCGUGUCUUUGAUCGACAUCCUCGAAGCCCCCUACAUCGCUCCAGCACACCGGGAUGUUUUUCAUAUCGGGCCCGUCAACGUGAAACGUUUUCCGGAGCUCCUCGCUGCCGGCAGUAAGAGUGCGCGAGAGGUUAGUCAAGGGCAUGUCGAGCACACCUUCCCGGAUUCCCAGCGUUUGAUCUACGUUCAAGACCGCAGCAAGCACAGCCAUGCACACCAAAGCAACACUGCCGAAUCCAGGCGUGUGCACCAUGAAGCCUUGGACGGGCUGACGCUCGGGUCACAGAUCUCGGAGCUGCGACGCCGCGCGGCCUGCAAUUCGCCCUUUGAGCAGCUGGAGGGUUCCACGUGCCAGGCCUUGCCCAGGCUCACGGCUCCCAACACCAGCUCGGAGCAAUCAGAGUGCCGAACGGGCUAUGAGCUUUGCGGUGCAUUGCCUGGAAUCUGUGUGGAAGCUUGCCCAGGUACUUUGCUCCGUCAGGCAGACUGCUCCUGCGAUUGUCCGCCGGCCUACUUCCAGACUUGGCUUGCCUCUGCCAUCCACCUGACUGGAUCUGGUGAAGUGAGGAAUGCGACGAUCUACGACGCAGAGCAUACCAUACUCGGCUCGGUUGGCUUCGUAGCGCUGCCUCAGCGCAUUCCUCUCUCGCCAGACCCAUCCCAGGCCGGCACAAAACAGGGGCAUGGAACAUGGUAG